AUGCGGCUGCGGCAUGGCCCCCUCGUCACGGCGCUGUGCCUGGGCGCCGCCUUCCCCCUGCUGUGGCUGGCGGCGUGGCAGGGCAGCGGAGGAAAUGACUUAGACAUGUACAAAAUCCAGCUUCUGGAACUUCAUCAAAGACUAUUAUAUGCUGAAAAAGAAAACAAAAAAAGAUCACAUGAACUGAACAGUGCCCUAGGAGAAAUUAAACGUGUAGUUGCAAAAGCGGUGAAUUCAACAACAAAUCGUACAGAUGAUAUGAAGUGGAAAUUAUUAAAUCUCACCAGAAAACUCCCCAUGCGUCUUACAAAUAUGUACUGUUAUCUACCUCACCUUCGAGAAUAUGAAGGUUCCGUUUUUCCAAAUGUUGUUAUUGGGCAACAGAGAACUGGAGUCUCACUGGUCAUGGGUAUUCCUACAGUGAAAAGGGAAAAACAAAAUUAUCUGAUGAAUACACUGCAUUCCCUAUUAUAUGAACUUUCUGAAGAGCAAAAGAAUGACUGUGUAAUAAUCAUCUUCGUAGCUGAGGCGAAUGCAGAAUAUGUUAACAGUGUUGCAGAAAGUGUUAGGACAAGCUUCCCUGGUGAAGUCCAGUCUGGAGUCCUGGAGGUUGUUUCUCCUCCUGCUUAUUAUUAUCCAGCUCUUUCCAAUCUGAAGAAAACAUUUGGGGAUUCAGAGGACAGAGUAAGGUGGAGAACUAAACAGAAUUUGGAUUAUAGCUUUUUAAUGCUAUAUGCCCAACCUAAGGGAACAUUUUAUUUACAGCUGGAAGAUGAUAUUAUAGCCAAACCUGAGUAUAUUCAAACUAUAAAAAACUUUGCUGCUAAACAGUCCCAAGAGUGGAUGAUUCUUGAGUUCUCCCAACUUGGAUUCAUUGGAAAAUUGUUUAAAUCGGAAGACUUGCCUCUCAUUGUGGAAUUUUUCCUCAUGUUCUAUAAAGAUAAGCCCAUAGACUGGCUUCUAGACCACCUACUCUGGGUUAAAGUCUGCAACCCAGAAAAGGAUAUAAUGCACUGUGAAAAGGAAAAGGCAAAGUUACGUAUCCGUGCUAAACCAUCUCUCUUUCAGCAUGUGGGAAUUCAUUCAUCCUUGCCAGGAAAGAUACAGAAUUUGAAAGAUAAAGAUUUUGGCAAAAAUGUGCUACAUAAAGCACAUAAAAAUCCACCUGCAAAGCUGGAUACAAGCCUAAGAAUUUUCCAGCAAUAUACCUUGGAAAAAGUUUAUGAAGGAAAAGACUGUUUUUGGGCUUUGGCUCCUGUGGCUGGGGACUUUAUCAGCUUCACCUUUUUAGAGCCACUAAAAGUAGAAAAGUACCUCUUCAGAAGUGGAAACAUGGAGCACCCUGGUGAUAAACUAUUUAACACUACCGUGGAAGUGUUGCCUGCUGAUGAAAAUGUUAGAAAAGAACUGGUUGACAAUGGAAGUAAAUUCAACUAUCCAGCAACCAAAGAUGGAUAUUUAAAGAUAGGUACUUUUGAAAAUGGAAUUUCCGAGGGCAACAUCAGUCUGUCAGUAGGAAAAAUACAGGCUAUUCGUUUAUCAGUCAAUUCUGAGUCUCCUGUAUGGGCAAUACUUAGUGAGGUGUUCAUCAAGUCCUCUGAAAAGUGAAAACUGGAAAAAUUACCCUUUUGAAGUUUUGCUUUUUACAGACUUGUUUGAAAACUUGGCUAACAGUAGCAAAAAGCCUUAUUGGCUGAAAAGAACACCCAAACAAAUCCAAAGUAUUUAGUUCUUAAUACUGUAUAUUACAAAAGAGUAGAGGUAACUGUUAAUUUUUUUUAUGAAGAAUAUUAAAAGCUAUGAGGAACUUGAUUAUCCGAAGUAAUUCUACAAAAUGUUCUUGGUUGACCUGUCAUAUAUGAAAAUCUCACGUUAAUUUGGCAACACUGGCUAAAUAUUACUACAAACAAUUGGCAAGAUGUUACAGAAUGUCUCAGGGAUUAAAGCAUAAAAUUAUGUUAAGUCUCACCACAGAACUAAAAAUGAGCACAUUUAGGGAAAAAAAUAAGGGUGCAGUUUUUAAUUUAGUCUCUAAGAAAACUGGUUAAUUUUGGAGGAAAAUUGCAUGUUUUCAUUAUAUAUAAUGAAAAGUUGUCAAUAUUAAUUGCAAGUCCUUAGAGUAGUCCAGAUA
Messenger RNA from Rhea pennata, 2131 nucleotides. RefSeq names its product MGAT4 family member D (gene MGAT4D). Gene Ontology annotation, biological process: protein N-linked glycosylation. The record is from RefSeq and is a predicted model, not a curated record. The coding region runs from base 1 to 1608 and encodes 535 amino acids. Gene Ontology annotation, molecular function: acetylglucosaminyltransferase activity. The transcript is spliced from 15 exons. NCBI's taxonomy places the organism in Eukaryota, Metazoa, Chordata, Aves, Rheiformes, Rheidae. Gene Ontology annotation, cellular component: Golgi stack; endoplasmic reticulum; endoplasmic reticulum-Golgi intermediate compartment.